Hyla sarda is the source of this 1006-nucleotide messenger RNA. Its product is annotated as C-type lectin domain family 4 member A-like. Lineage: Eukaryota; Metazoa; Chordata; Amphibia; Anura; Hylidae. The transcript is spliced from 6 exons. The record is from RefSeq and is a predicted model, not a curated record. Bases 24 to 746 code for a protein of 240 amino acids.
CUACACUUUAGUUCCUUUCAACAAUGGAUGAAGAGGUAACAUAUGCUGACCUUAGGUUUCAUGUUUCCAGCCACGUGUCCCCUAGCUGUACAUUGGAGAAGAACACAGAAGUUGCUUCCUCUGAACAUAAUAAUAGACGGUGCAGAUGUCAGAAGAAAACAUACAUUAUAAUAGGGAUACUGGUCGGCUUCCUUCUUCUUGCUUUGAUAGCAGUGACUAUUUUGUUUUCCUUUAAAGUAUUGCAGGCAUCUGAAAAACAAAAUUAUUACCGGGGUAGAAUUCAGAGCAUCUUACACACACUGGAAAAUGUGAAAAAUGACCUGUGCAUAAACAAUGAAGGGGAGCAAAAAGACUCCUGUCUGAUUUGCCCAAUGAACUGGGUUCUAAUACAGAAGAAAUGCUACUAUAUGCCUGAUCACAUGCUGUCAUGGCAAGAAUCUCAGAGGUUUUGCUUAUCUCAAAACUCCAGUCUUUUCAUGCCAAAAACAUUAGAAGAAAGGGAUUUUAUUAUUUGUAAUUUCCGGCGAUGGAUUCAAUCCCAGUUAUGGAUAGGUCUUACAUGUUCCUUACAAUCAAAUGGGAAGUGGUUGUGGCUAGAUAAUACAACAUACAACGUGUACAGUUCCCAGUGCAGAGAACUAAGAUGCGCCUCUUUUGACUACAGUGUAUAUUUGUACCCAUCAUGCGGCACUCAGCUGAACUUGAUUUGUCAAAGAUUGCCUGUAAAUCUUCCUGAUAUAAGUUAAAACAGCAAGAGACCAAUGAAUGUUCUGGAUCACUGUAAAGUAUGCCAUUACAUUUUCCGGAUGAAAGGAUUUAUAUGUUAUUUUUUUCUUAAAAGAAAAAUUAAGCAACUUCCUAAAUGAUCCACUUUAAAAAUGUUCUAGCGUUUUGUGGCAAUAGAGAUUGUAAAACUUCUUUACAUAGCUGGCAGCGAUGCUGCUUCUAACAGAUUUCUCUUCUGCAGCUCAUCAGUCUGUUAAACAAAUAGCCAAUAAACCUUUAU